AACCAAUUUAACAAUCAAUUACAUCUAAUUACAAAAUCAUCAAAUAUCUCAACUACAAUCAGAGGAAGUUUUUUUUAACAACUUUUCACAAACGCGCGAGUGUUGUAUUUAGCGAGGUAGAAUCGAAAGUAUGGAGUUCAAAUUGGCUAUAAAAGUUUGGUAAUGGCGUUAAUUGAAUGUUUAUGCGAAGAGAAAAGAACAAUUUGACAUGAAUGCUAUCAGUGUUGUAAUAUGCGUGGCUGUCGUGAUACUUGCUGUGUUAAUUACUCUCUUCGCAUACAUACUAUGGAAGUAUGUCAAGCUAGAGAAUAAGAACAAUUUGGCUGAGAAAGAAGAAGACGUUAGUUUUUUAGAAGAUUACUAUAAAUUUCAGAUUCCGGUCUCCUUACGAACUGUCCAGGCGCAAGCACCUUUCUUGAAGCAAGAACUAGGUGUGACCGGCGUGACCGUAACAGCACCGUCAGAUGAAGAUGAGGUUGAAAACUUAAAGUUACCCGAGAAAAGACAAAGAAAGCCUCGUUCUCGUACACUGGAUGAAGGCAUGCUGAAUCUUGUUCCUAAUGGAAAACCAGUUGUGAGGAAAAGGGCGGAGUCUUUGAAAGGUGUCCUGUUCACGAAGCCUUCUGAAAAUGUGCCUGGAAAACGACCACUGCAGCCUUUACCAAAUAGUUCACUUACCGAGAACGAGUUGCGUCAAAAGAAAAUCAAUGCCACCAUGAUGGCAACCCUCGCUUCGCAACAUGGGCCAACAUUGACGUCACGAAGAGAGAGUUACCUAGGAUUAGAAGAUUCACAAUCAAGUCUUUACAAUUUAUCAGAUGAUGGCUCCGACUUUAGUUUUUCUGGUAGCCUUAUGUCAUUAGACGAUGUUUAUGACUCGACAUCCGUUGGUGGACCUCGCACACGCCUGUCACGAACACGAGGUGCAAGCAACAAGUCUGAACAGAAAAAAAUUUCAUACCGAAAAGCUGGAAUUAUAUCUUUUACUACAUUGUAUAAUGAGGAUGAGCAUAUUUUAGAAGUCCAUAUCAUUCGUCUAACUGAUCUCUCAGCGAAACGGCAACUCAGCGAAGUAAACCCUUUUGUCAGAGUUUACCUCGAACCUGGAAAAAAACAAAAACAAAACACGAAAUACCAAAAAGAAACUAGGAAUCCUUAUAUCAAUGAAACAUUAACCUUUUCUGACUUGAGCGUUGACGAUUUGGCAAAGCAUAAAAUAAAGAUGAAAGUGUACCAUCACGGAAUAUUAAGAAGGAGUGAGAUAAUGGGCGAGGUGGAUGUAGCUUUGAGUUCGAUAAAUAUUCAACUAAAGGAACAGUUUGAUGUUGACCUAUUCAUAAAAAGAUCUGAGAGCACAUCAGCAUCACUGAACAUCACCUUGUGUCACCAAGCAACAUAUUCCAAGCUGGAAGUUAUCAUGCACGAAGCGAAGAAUUUAGCAAAGAAGAGUUCCUCCCUGAAUCCAUACGCUAGCAUUUCUCUAUUUAAAGAGAAUUCUACCGAAAAAAAAGACACGACCACAAAACGUAAGACGAGAAAUCCAACGUUCAACGAAUGUUUAGACUUUGACAUAACAACAAAUCCUAGCACACCUCUUGAAGUGUUUUCGCUGGCUGUCACGUUGUUCAAUCAUAAUUUGGUUGGUAAGGAUGACGUGUUGGGAUAUGUCAUUUUUAGUUCAUCAUCCCCACAAGAGUCAGCUGCUGAUCACUGGAGAGAAGUGCAAAACGAGCCUCACAAACGUAUAACGAAAUGGCACCAUUUGAUAGAUGCAAAAGAUAUUUGAAAAUUGUUCAGUUUUGAAUAGUAAAACAAAGUUAUUAUCACUUAUUUAAAGCGCUUAGGUAACCUCACCCUCGCUUAAUUGAAAGUUUUUCUCAAUUUUGUGUUAAAAUUGUCAAGACCACAUGUUUAUUUCUCUACUGAUAGAUUAAUGUAUUAAUUAAUCGUUAUAAAUUGAUAUUAUACAAAGUAUCCAAAUUAAUGUAAAAAAAAACAAUUUACAAUAUAUAUUAUGUUGCUUAUCGAUA
Molecule: messenger RNA, 2030 nt
Organism: Hydractinia symbiolongicarpus
Lineage: Eukaryota; Metazoa; Cnidaria; Hydrozoa; Anthoathecata; Hydractiniidae
Product: synaptotagmin-7-like
Exons: 6
Coding region: 209-1786 (525 amino acids)
Biological process (GO): regulation of dopamine secretion; vesicle fusion; cellular response to calcium ion
Cellular component (GO): axon; synapse
Molecular function (GO): phosphatidylserine binding; calcium ion binding; SNARE binding
Source: RefSeq, a predicted model, not a curated record